Molecule: messenger RNA, 900 nt
Organism: Rotaria sp. Silwood1
Lineage: Eukaryota; Metazoa; Rotifera; Eurotatoria; Philodinida; Philodinidae
Source: the annotation of a GenBank genome assembly
AUGUUAAUACGACAAGGUGCUACACGAUUCAUCGAAGCUGAAUUUCAUCGAUUAGCCAAUAUUGAUAUUAGCUUCCCUGAUCAUACAACAAUACAUUCAGUAGUUUGUUGCCCAACAGAAUUCAUCCUGGCAGAAAAAACUGUCGCAACACUUCUCAGUAAAACAUUGGAACAAGCACCUAAAUAUUCCGAAUCACAAGCAUUAAAAAUAAUAUCAACAUUUUUGGAAGGACAUGCUAAGCAAUGGUUUAAUGAAAACAUUACAAUAUUCGAAUCCUGGAGUGUAUUUAAAGCUGAAUUUAUUCAUACGUAUUCAUCUCCAGCAGCAAACCAAUUAGCGUCCAACCACUUACGAACUCGUCAACAAAGAUAUGAUGAAGCUGUUAUUGAAUAUUACACAGAUGUUAUGAAAUUAUGCAAAUUAGUUGAUUCAAACAUGACUGAUGCAUCCAAACUUGAUCAUUUAUAUCGCGGAUUAAAAUCAUCUUUAAUGAAAGAAGUAUUACGUCAAGCUCCAUCAACACCAUCAGAAUUUUUCGAACAAGCACGAUGCGAAGAAAAUUUAGAACGUCUAGUUACUACGUCUGUUCAUCAAACAAAUGAUAAUGAUACACAAGCAAUAAAUUACCCCAACAAUUCAUUAUACAGACCUACACAAUCUACUGAAUCUAUGCACUAUCAAAAUUCACCAAAUAUAUAUUCUGGAGGUUAUUCCACAAACGUAUAUUCACCUCGAUCACCAUAUAAUCGAUUUCAUCAUCAAUCAUCGCCACGUCAUCCAUCUCAAGCUCAACAAUCUUCGUUUAAUGCUUUACGUUAUCAGCCGCGCCCCUUACGAUGUUAUCUAUGUCAGAAACUGGGCCAUUUUGCUCGUGAUUGUAGAUCUGCAAAAAACUAUUAA